Messenger RNA from Lemur catta (Ring-tailed lemur), 7041 nucleotides. It is a transcript of the gene REST, whose product is annotated as RE1 silencing transcription factor. NCBI's taxonomy places the organism in Eukaryota, Metazoa, Chordata, Mammalia, Primates, Lemuridae. Gene Ontology annotation, biological process: regulation of gene expression. Gene Ontology annotation, cellular component: nucleus. The transcript is spliced from 4 exons. The record is from RefSeq and is a predicted model, not a curated record. The coding region runs from base 80 to 3313 and encodes 1077 amino acids.
AGGGCCAGUCGGGCGGGGGGGGUCGGAGGGGCCCCGGGGCGAUCGGAAGGGCCCGGACCCCGGCUACGCGAAUACAGUUAUGGCCACCCAGGUAAUGGGGCAGUCUUCUGGAGGAGGAGGGCUGUUCACUGGCAGUGGCAGUAUUGGCAUGGCGUUGCCUAACGACAUGUAUGACUUGCAUGACCUCUCCAAAGCUGAACUGGCUGCACCUCAGCUUAUCAUGCUGGCAAAUGUGGCUUUAACUGGGGAAGUAAAUGGCAGCUGCUGUGAUUACCUGGUUGGUGAAGAAAGACAGAUGGCAGAAUUGAUGCCUGUUGGGGAUAACAACUUUUCAGACAGUGAUGGAGAAGGACUUGAGGAGUCUCCUGAAAUAAAAGGUGAACCUAAUGGACUGGAAAACAUGGAACUGAGAAAUUUGGAACUCAGUGUUGUAGAACCUCAGCCUGUAUUUGAGGCAUCAGCUGCCUCAGAAGUUUACAGCUCAAAUAAAGAUCUUCCUCCAGAAACACCUGGAGGAGAGGACAAAUGCAAGAACUUGAAGACCAAACCCUUUCGCUGUAAGCCAUGCCAGUAUGAAGCAGAAUCUGAAGAACAGUUUGUGCAUCACAUUAGAGUUCACAGUGCCAAGAAAUUUUUUGUGGAAGAAAGUGCAGAGAAACAAGCAAAAGCCAGGGAAUCUGGCUCUUCCACUCCAGAAGAGGGAGAUUUCUCCAAGGGCCCCAUUCGCUGUGACCGCUGUGGCUACAAUACCAAUCGAUAUGAUCACUAUACUGCACACCUGAAACACCACACCAGAGCUGGGGAUAAUGAGCGAGUCUAUAAGUGCAUCAUUUGUACAUAUACAACAGUAAGCGAGUAUCACUGGAGGAAACACUUGAGAAACCAUUUUCCAAGAAAAGUAUACACAUGUGGAAAAUGCAACUAUUUUUCAGACAGAAAAAACAAUUAUGUUCAGCAUGUUAGAACUCAUACAGGAGAACGCCCAUAUAAAUGUGAACUUUGUCCAUACUCAAGUUCUCAGAAGACUCAUCUAACUAGACAUAUGCGUACUCAUUCAGGUGAGAAGCCAUUUAAAUGUGAUCAGUGCAGUUAUGUGGCCUCUAAUCAACAUGAAGUAACCCGCCAUGCAAGACAGGUUCACAAUGGGCCCAAACCUCUUAACUGCCCACACUGUGACUACAAAACAGCAGAUAGAAGUAACUUCAAAAAGCACGUAGAGCUCCAUGUUAACCCACGGCAGUUCAAUUGCCCUGUAUGCGACUAUGCAGCUUCCAAGAAGUGUAAUCUACAGUAUCAUUUCAAAUCUAAGCAUCCUACUUGUCCCAAUAAAACAAUGGAUGUCUCAAAAGUGAAACUAAAGAAAACCAAAAAGCGAGAGGCUGACUUACCUGAUAACAAUAUUACCAAUGAAAAAACAGAAACAGACCAGAUAAAAAUAAAGGGGGAUGUGGCUGGAAAGAAAAAUGAGAAGUCUAUAAAAGGGGAGAAAAGAGAUGUUUCAAAAGAGAAAAAGGCUUGCAGUAAUGUCUCAGUGAUCCAGGUGACUACCAGAACUCGCAAAUCAGCAGCAGAGACUAAAGAGAUGGAUGUACACACGGGACGUAAUUCAGAAAAGUUCUGUAAAACCAAGAAAAGCAAAAGGAAGAUGGAACCUGAAGCCCAGUCCUUACGUGAUCCUGUGAAUGAUGAGGAACCUGUGACAAAAAAGAAAAAGAAGGUAGACAGCAAACCCAAAAGUAGUCAGGAAGUGCCAAAGGCUGACAGCAAAGUGGAGGAGAAUAAGAAGCAAAAUACCUGCAUGAAAAAAAGUACAAAGAAGAAAACUCUAAAAAACAAGUCAAGUAAAAGAAGCAGCAAGCCUGCUCAAAAGGAACCUGUUCAGAAGGGGCCUGCUCCCGUGGAGGUUGUUCAAAAGGAAACUGCUCAGAUGGGGCCUCCUCCCGUGGAGGUUGUUCAGGAGGAGCCUGCUCAGAUGGGGCCUGUUUCCAUGGAGGUUGUUGAGAAGGGGCCUGCUCAGAUGGGACCUCCUCCCAUGGAGGUUGUUCAGGAGGAGCCUGCUGAGAUGGAGGCUGUUCAGAAGGGGCCUGCUCAGAUGGAGCUGCCUUCUCCCGUGGAGGUUGUUGAGAAGGGGCCUGCUCAGAUGGGGCCUGUUUCCAUGGAGGUUGUUGAGAAGGGGCCUGCUCAGAUGGGGCCUCCUCCCGUGGAGGUUGUUCAGGAGGAGCCUGCUCAGAUGGAGGCUGUUCAGAAGGGGCUGGCUCAGAUGGGGCCUCCUUCCAUGGAGGUUGUUCAGGAGGAGCCUGCUCAGAUGGGGAUACCUCCUCCCAUGGAGGCUGUUCAGAAGGGGCCUGCUCAGAUGGGGCUGCCUCCUCCUGUGGAGGUUGUUCAGGAGGAGCCUGCUCAGAGGGAGCCACCUCCUCCACUAGAGCCUCCUCUUCACAUGGAGCCAAUUCCCAAAAAGUCUCCUCUCCGAAAAGAUAAGAAGGAAAAGUCUAACAUGCAAAGUGAAAUGACACGGAAGGAGCAAGUCCUUAUUGAAGUUGGCUUAGUGCCUGUGAAAGAUAGCCAGCUUCUAAAGGAAAGUGCAAGGACACAGGAUCUCUUAGCACCAUCACCACUGCUGCCAAAGGAAAGCUUAAAAGAAGAGGCAUCAAAAGACCAAAAAUUAUUCUCCGAAGGUGAAGGAAAUAAGGAAGCCCCUCUUCAGAAAGUAGGAGCAGAAGAGGCAGAUGAGAGCCUAGCUGGUCUUGCUGCUUAUAUCAAGGAAUCCACCAGCAUUUCAUCCUCUGGACAAAACUUGAAUAUGCCAGAGGGUGAAACUUCAGAUGAUAAAUAUCAGACUGACAAUAUUGUUUGCGAAAUGGAAAUGGACACUGAUCAGAACACAACAGAGAAUCUCUCUUGCAAAGACUCAGCAGUUGAAGAACCAGUUUCACCAUUGCUCCUUCCGCCACCAACAGAAGAAAGUGAAGCAGUGUCCAAAACUACUCUGCCAUCACCUCCUAUUACCAUGGCAGUAAAUGAGUCUCAGGAAAUCGAUGAAGACGAAGGCAUACACAGUCAUGAUGGAAGUGACCUCAGUGACAACAUGUCAGAGGGUAGUGAUGAUUCUGGGUUGCACGGGGCUCGGCCAGCUCCACAAGAAACUAGUAGAAAAAAUGCAAAGGAAGCCUUGGCAGUGAAAGUGUCCAAGGGAGAUUUUGUCUGUAUCUUCUGCGAUCGUUCUUUCAGAAAGGAGAAAGAUUUCAGCAAACACCUCAAUCGCCAUUUGGUUAAUGUGUACUUCCUAGAAAAAGCAGCUCAAGGACAGGAGUGAUGAAACUGUGGGCAAGGUUUCAAUUCUUAGUUUGUAAGGUCUAUUACAUUUUAUAUCCAUUUAUAAUAGUAGACAACUUUUUAAGAUUGCUUUAAUUAGUGUCCACUGUUGAUUUUUAAGUGGCAUUUUUUUCCUUAGGACUUUAUAUAUACCUAUUGAUUGUUGAUUGUAUACAUUUUAGCAAAUCCAAGGGAGUUAGUGUACUAAACCAGCAGAUAAACCUAAAUCUGUUAGCUUAUAUGUUUAAUCGAAAUGAGAUGGCCAAGAUGGUAUGAUAGCAUUCUGUUGCUGUGUCCAGCUACAGCUUGUCAGUUUUUUCUCCAUGUCUAUCUUCAUGUUUUACUUUAUUUUUAGUUCCUUGUUUAGCUCUAUAAAAAAUUGGCUUACUUAAUAGCAAAUUACUUGAACAAUUUGCCUGCUUUAUAUAAAGUUAGCACUUUAAGAUUUCUUUUUUUAGAGAAGAGAAGACAUUUAAAUUGAAGAGAAAUUCUCCCAACAAUGGACAUUCUAUCAGUCCAGGUAUUUACUUCCUGAGUUUUGAUCAAUAUUUCUAAUUUGUAUAUGUUAAUUGUCAUAAAAACAGUGAUUUUGGUGUGUUUUAUUUUGGUGCUUUAAUGGCUUAAGAUGUUGCACAUUGCUUUGUGUUUUUUUUUUAACCUAUGCAGUUAAAUAUUUUCUAGAAAUAGCAUUUGUAUUGAACAGUAACACUUUAUACAUAUAUGCAUGUUUAUUUGGGCCUCUCUGGAGGAGGGAUGCGUUUAGGCUUGUUUGCAAAAGGGCAGUUUUCUUUUUCUUUGCUGCAAUUGUCUUUUUUGCAGAAUAAUAGUGUGUGCAAGUUUGUGAGCAAAUGAAACAUGCAGAUUCAAUCCUUUGAUUUUGAUUUUCACAUAUUGUAUCUAUGCCAGAAUCUGUAUUUCGUAUAAGUUAUUUAUUUUGAAUGGAUGUAGUAAAUUCACAGCUCUCAGUUUUGAUUUUGUAGUAAAUUAACCACUAGGUUCCAUAUUGAACAAAUUUUUAUCUCAAACACCAACCAUCAGUUAUUGGGUUUUUUGUGUGUUUUGGUACAGCUAAUUCCUGAUGGUAGAGUAUUAAAUCAUAUCUUUGAAGAAAACCUUUUCUCAUAGAUGGUUGGUGUCCAGUAUGGCUACUUAAACUGAAUAAAGAACUGUAAGUGAUGGACAUUGCAAACCUGGAAUCAGGAGACAUAAUUAUUCCUUCAAGUUUUUACAGAAUAUCACUUGGGAGAUUCCAAAGCCAUAGCUACUAUACAGCCAACCCUCGGAUAAGAGAGGUAGCAUGAGUGCUGGCAGACCAGCUGCAGCUUCCUAUAAAUACAAUGAAAAAGGCUGGUGAAACUUAAGUACAGUCCAGAUUUUAAAAAAUCAUACUUUCUCAGGGAUCUCCACAAACUAGUGGGUGUCCUGGCUGUCCCUGUGACAGCCUCUUUCUACAGGUGAGGCCUCAAAUGAAUUACAGUUAUACUGGUGUUCUGUGGGGCACUUUGUAUGAUAAAGGGCGUGUACUCCAAAACUUUUUUUCCUAGAUUCUUUGGCCAGUUGCCAAAGAUUAUGAAAGAAUCCAACAUAGGAUUUUUCUUACUGAUAGUAGUUAUUCAUUGCAGUAAAAUAAAGUAUAAUCCCAAUAGGGAAUCUUGAAUUUGACCUCCCAUAUUCUAUUUUGAUGUAACCACUUUAUAUUUCAUUUACUUUUUUUUAAUCUGGUGAUCUCUUUGAGGUAGGUAUCAGAUUUUGGCAGUACGGCAUGAAAGAUUAGGAAAAACGUUAAUGAUGUGUGGUUGGAAAACUUGUUAAAAAUCUGAGAGAGAAGUCUGAGUUAAAAGUUGUUUGGAAAAGGAAAACAAAAACAAAAACAAAAAGUUGUUUGGACUUGGAAUUGACUGGGAGGCCAAAGAUUUAAGAAAGCAGAAGAUUCUCUCAAGAUGUGAGGAGUAAGUUGUAUGAUAAUGUUGUGUGCUUUGUGUGCAUGAAUGGGAACUUGUAAAUGUUGAAUUCUAGGCUCCGACAAUCAUUGUCAACAAAAGAUCAAGCUGCAAAUAUUUAUGUUUUAAAACUUAAAUUAUAAACCUAGUUGAAUCUUUCUAACAACUAGUUUAAUGUUCGUGGCUAGAUUUUGCCUAAGUUACAGUUUACAUUAUGUAGAAAAAGAUUCAUCGUAAGCACAGAUUAGAUAUUGGGAAUCCAUUUGGGGAAGAGGUUUUGUGGAUUCUUCCAUACUGCAAAAGAAAAAAAAUUGCCUUCUGGGGAAUUGAACUAAUUUCUAAUCUAGUCUUUAAGACUAGGAUGCUAAAAACAAAAAUAUGAAGGAAAUUAAACCCCUUAUUAUUAAAUUGAUCUGUAAAAGCAUUGUUACUGGAAAUGGAUUGGGACUUGAGGCCUUUCUUCCAGAAAAUAAUGACUUGAUUGUCAGGCCUAUAUUAGGUUCUGAACCUUAAUGCCAUGUAUUUGUACUUACUAAAAAUUGUUUCAAUGAAAAGUAUAUUAGCAAUAUGAACUCUUCUGGUCCAGUUUGAAGUUCUUCCAUUUGAAAAAUGUGUUAUUUGCAUGGAACUGUUUGAAUUUUUUUAUUUUCUAGUCCCUUCUCCCUCUCACUGGAUAGAAUUGAAGCUAGAAUUUUCCCUUUUGAUAAAGGAACAAAAAAAUGAACAUGUAUUUGUAAAUUGAUGUUUAGUAACUAGUAAUAAACUUGAAAUACUAGAAUACAGUAUAAGCCUUAAUCCUAGGUAGUCUUAUGAAAAUGAAUCUGUUAACUAUCUUUUGAACCUGUAUUCACAUUGGUUUUCAAGAUAUUUUAAGUUAUAUUUUUCUUCUUUUAUUCAGAGCUGCUUAUUUUGGGGAUACUUUUUUUAUUGAGGUGUAAUUCACAAGGGGCUGCAAUUUUUUUUUUUGAUAAGGCUUCUUAUAACUAUAGCUGGAUGUUUUGCUUUAGUCUUCCAAGAAGGGCCAUUUUAUUUUUUUAAGAGUCACUUCUAAAGUCAUGUGGUCAUUAACUUUGGAGACUAUUUUGCAUAUGAGUGCUGAUAUAAAUUAAAACCCAAGUAGACCUCAUUGCAUGUUACCCCUUAUUGCAUGAAUGUUGACAAUGGAAGGAAUACCUUGCCUGUAGUAUACUGUCAAUUCUGGACUGAAAGGCUGGGGAAGAAACUUAAUUUUCUUCUUUCUUGCAUAAGUCAGAAAAACAUACAGCUAGUGUGCCGAGUUUCCUUGUUGACCUCAGCAGAUGAAGUGAGCUGAUAGUGUUAAUUCAGAUUGAAGAAAUUAUCUGAAUCUUGGUUUGUGUAGAUUUUCAAUCUACAUGCAAUAUUAACUAAAUCAGAUAGCUUUUACUGUUCCACAUGUGUACAUAGGCUCCCAUCCCCUUCCACAUCCAUGAGUUAUUGUACUUUGUAAACUGGCAUUGAAACAUUACAACAAUGUUUUGUUGCACCAAUUUAUAAACUUAUACAGUGCAAUACGUGUUAUUUUUCUGAGGCAAACCAAAGGUAAAUUUCUCAAGGUUCUUGCUGCCGCCUUUAGCAGCAUUUGAUGGAUCUUUUAUACAUUUGUAUUAGAUGAAAAUAAACCAGAUUGCAAAUCUUUUUUUUUAAAUUUUAAACCAUGUACCAAGUUUUUGGUCCAAAUUGUGUAGAAUAAGUUAAACUUGCAUUCUAUUAACCAAUAUGAGUGUAUUUCUGUAAGCAUAGUUAUGUUGAAAUAAAGUUUUAAAAAGCA